AUGCGGAUUCACCUUGUCAUUUCGCGGCAUGGAUUGCCUGCGACCCGAAUCCUAUGGACUACUACCGCUGCCGCUUCGCUAGGAGAAUAUGGAGCCCGCGGCGCAGCUCCCACUUCCGCGAUUGCCUCGUCUCGGAACCCCAAUGUUGCGUUUUCCAAUGGCGGAUACACAAUUGCUCAGUUGUUGGAAGAUGUGAAUGAGAUUGUUCCUCUCGAAACGGAACCCAGUGUAUUUGAUCCCGAAUUCAGUGGCCAGUGGGGCCUUGAGGAUUAUGUGGUGGAGGUCGGUGGAUCAGAAUGUCUACAUUUCAUGGAAGUGGAAGGAUUGCUUCGGGAAGGCGAUGAAGUUGUCAUUCGUGCUCUGCAGCUCGCAGAUCUGCGCGCAAGACGCCUGUGUGGUCGUCUCCAGAUUGCUACAGAUGGAAAACACCUCAUCGACGGUGUCCCAUUUGGAGCCCCGUUUAACAAGCGUUCCACCACUAGUCGUCCCGCCAUUACAAUUCCUCCGCGAAAGAAACGCCGAACAGUAUUCUCUUCUGGCUGGGAUCAAGAUGCAGGGUACGCGCAUGAAGGUUCAAAUGCCGAUGAAGAAGGCGACGGGGAGUGGCUGCCACCGACUGAUACUGGAUUCGGAAAGGAACUCUCUAUUCUGCCUGUGGAACAUGAUAUGUCUAUGGGGACAGUGAUCAGGCACCCUGUUGAUCAUUCUGCGGAUGAUGAUAGCGACGAUGUUGAUGAAUAUGAACAUGAAGAGGACGAGCUCGAGAGUGAGCUCAAGGCACUGAAGGAAGAUUUUGAAGAACCAGCUUCCCAGUUCAUUGACAUACGGAACCAAAGCCAACAAGCUGGCGACCUUUCCAUGGGGCGGCCCAAUUCUGCGGGUGCCAGACCUGGCUCUGCCAGUACACUACCUGGAGGAUCGCAAGUUGGCGCUUCAUCUUUGUCCAGCAAACGGUCGCGUGGAGAGGCUUCUUCGCCCAGAGCUUCCAAGGCUGUGAGGUUUAACCGGGGAGAAAAUGUUACUGAGAAACUUCAGUCCACCCAACAGGUUAAACCUGACAUUAAAGCCAAUCCACCCGAAUCAUCCGACUCCGAUACUGAUUCCGACUCUGAUACCGACUCUGAUUCUGAGUCUGGUUCUGACUCUGAUUCUGUCUCUGAUUCGUCGGACGAUGAUUCUACUGGAUCAAAAGCCGCUUCUUCAUCUGAAGAGGAAUCCGAUAAUGAACAAUCAAAUGCAUCGAGUUCAUCCUCGUCUGAUUCGAGUUCGGACGAUUCCUCAUCCGAGGAUGAAAAGCCUUCCCCGAAGAAAGCGCGGCGCUCCCUCAUGGCACCUCCAGGGUAUGGCACUGUACGAACCAAGAAAGCUAAUAACCGAUACAAGCUUCGCCGCCGCCUUUUUAAGCUAAAAGAAAUUGGCUUACUCCCUGAAAAUGCCGACUUUGCUGCACUGCGAACCUGGGAAGAGGAAAACGGAGGUUGGCACUUCCCUGAAGAUUCAAGCAUCAUGUCUGCCCCAUCAAGCAAGGAGGAUCAAAAGAAACCAAACCAGAAGGAGCUCGAAGCCAAACAGUUCGAAGCCAAACGGCAGCAACUUUUACGUGAUCUCGCGUCUUGCGGAAUUGAUUUGGAGGGGACAUCUGAAAAGGAAAAUGUCCCUCCGCGCACUUCGACCGUCUCCGCGCCUGCCGUUCCUGACACUGCUGCCCCUGGAGAGAGCAAGAUCGAAACCACCGAAGCAGAACGCUCAAAUCGACGGACUUUGGAUAUUGCAAGUUCACGACGACUCGUUUUCGGGGGCCUUGGGGUGCGCACGCCCAAGACUAAAGAAGAUGAAGAGGCGACCAUCAGAAAGCUAGCAGCUCAGGCCAGCAAAGUCUCCAAAAAGCCAGCUAAGAAAGCGCCCGCUGAAGAGACUUUGCCCGCUGACGAAGAUAGUGAUGUCGUUCUUAACUGGGAAGACAAGCUCAUUCUUAAGGCCACGGAAUGUGUUGUUGACGGCAUCGAGUUCACGACCCCACCAUUCCCGUUUAAGAAUCGUUGGGAUCCCAAGGCGAAUGCGGAGAUUCGAGAGCGACUGGGCUGGAAUAAGAAGCGCAAGCGGAGAAACAGAAUCCAGGUUUACAACGGAGCCGAAGAAGAUAAUGAGGACCAGUAUGGAGACGGUAGCGCGUACCAAGGUUAUGAAAACUACGAAUACGGAGAGGAGGCUCUCGAAUACGACGACAACGGGAACGCGCUUUACUAUGACGAGAACGGUGACAUGCUUCACUACAACGAAGAGGGCAUGGAACCAGAAACCGACCACACCGAGCAAACGCAAAUUGCUGUUGUCGAUGACCUUCCAGUCUUCCCCAAUGACCCGAGCUCUGUUGCGGACUUGCAGGAGUGUGAAGCAAAGCCUGGAGCCGUCAUCGCUUUUCGCCAACUAGACAUGUCCAAGGAGACAAAUUGGCAACCCCGCAUGUCUGAGUACAGAGUGGCGGAAGUACAGAAAGUUGAUAAGGGCACCAUCCAUGUUCGAUUGGCGACCCGCCAUUGGAAGCCCAAGCAAGAACCUGUGGAUCCAGAAGACGAUGAGCCCCGUACAUACAGCGGCUUUGAGAUGCCUGGGUAUGAUGACGAGGAAGGCGAGGACGACGGUCUUCGCGAACUCGCCUAUGCAGAACUCAGCGAUCCAAAGCUUCUGACACCUGCGCCAUGCACCGUGGACGAGAAUCUGGACAAGGAGAAGGACAAGGGCGAUGCUCAAGAGGAUAGCAUUAUCUCCGUAAUCGCCGAUUCAAUGCCGAGCGCCCAGCCAGUCCCUCCAUUGGACGACAUGGACCUUGACGAGACGACUUUUGUUACUCUGGUUACUGCCAAUGAAUCUCCGCAGCGGGUGUCUGAUGUGCCAACUAUCCGAACUCCCGGCGGGACAAGGCUCACCGUGACUCAAGGCCAGGAUGCCGAUGAUGAACAUAGUGACACCCCUGUAGUGCCCUCACCAUCUUUCUCUGGAUUCCAUUCCGCCCUUUCAUCUCCGGGCAUGAGAUUGCGUUUCAACACUGAAGCUGAAGUGGGCAAUCUCGAGGGUCACACUCUUGUUGGCGAGGCUCCAUCGAAUUCUCGUGACAUGUCCAACCAGGACAUCUCAGCACUUUCCUUCUUAUCCGCCAAUGAAUCUAUUCCCCACGACAUCUCUCAAAUCCUGGAGCAACAACAUGAUCGCCAGGUCGUUGACGAUUCCCAAGUUGCUGUUGGGGCCAAUGGUUCCGGUCCCCAUUCCCUAUUAUCCCAGGUCCACAACGCAGCCAGUGCCAACUCCGACCCAUCCAAACUCUCACCUGCCCCUGCCCGGAGUACUGUUGGAGAAAGUCCCGAUCCCCGAACCGAACCCUCUGAGCAUUGGGAAGACAUUGCGAGCACACCUUCUCAUGAAAACACCGAUCAGGAAAAGGACGAAGUAGACGACCAGGAUGAAGACAAAGACAGUCUUCUCCAUAGCAACCAAAGCCUUGACAUCUCUCCCCAUCCAUCCCCGCCUCCCUCCAGCUCGCGUUCAUCUCACAAACCUCCUCCAAGUGCUCAUCCGGAACCUCCCUCCAAGAAACCUCACAAAGCAAAGGCAUCUUCCAGAGCGAAGACCGAAUCCCCCGCCGGAUCCGUUCGUUCGAAGCGUGGUGCAGCUCGCGCGUCGACCUCCCAAAUUCAUUCAUCGCAGGCGUCCGACUUCAUGGAUCUUACAUCCAGCCCUGCGCCCACCAGCCACCUCACGGGGAAGUCGCCAGAGGAUGAAUCUGAAAAAGUGGAUACGGAUGAUUCUGUUCCAGCGCGGCAGAGCAGAAUACAGCGCAUGACCGAAGUUAGCGUCAGUCCCAAAGCUGGUCCCAAGAAGAGCAAGAAGCGGUUAUCGCGCAAGUUCUGA
Messenger RNA from Penicillium longicatenatum, 3906 nucleotides. RefSeq lists its product as uncharacterized. Gene Ontology annotation, cellular component: Cajal body. The record is from RefSeq and is a predicted model, not a curated record. The coding region runs from base 1 to 3906 and encodes 1301 amino acids. The transcript is spliced from 3 exons. NCBI's taxonomy places the organism in Eukaryota, Fungi, Ascomycota, Eurotiomycetes, Eurotiales, Aspergillaceae. Gene Ontology annotation, biological process: spliceosomal snRNP assembly. Gene Ontology annotation, molecular function: U1 snRNA binding; U2 snRNA binding.